Messenger RNA from Culex pipiens pallens (northern house mosquito), 3427 nucleotides. RefSeq lists its product as uncharacterized. The coding region runs from base 1568 to 2971 and encodes 467 amino acids. Lineage: Eukaryota; Metazoa; Arthropoda; Insecta; Diptera; Culicidae. Gene Ontology annotation, molecular function: protein binding. The transcript is spliced from 10 exons. The record is from RefSeq and is a predicted model, not a curated record.
CCGAAACGCACCAGUCGGUGUUGAGUCGUGGACGUCGUCGGAUGUUAAUUACGAACCCUCUUGUCUGGAAGGGGGGGUUCUUUCGUGGGGUUACAUACAGGAUUUCCACAUAGUUCCUGCUAGAAGGGGUGGCCACAGUGAGUGUCCUGGGAGUAAAGGGGUGGCCCUGCCUCAAUAGUGUACCGGGGUGUUGCUAUCAGGUGAUAUCGGGGCAGGUGCGAAGAUACGAAUGUGGUGACCAGUUCGGUGUGUUCCCCUUAAUUAGUGAAAGUUGAGUGGAUCUAAUUGAAAAAGUUUGUCUGUGCUCUCGAGGGGCCUAGAAUGGAGAGCUGGGGCUACCUGUGGCGUGAAGCUUUAAGCUUUUGAGUGUCGAAGGAAGAGCUUUAAGGUGCAAUUAGAGCGGAGUCCAAAACUAGUGAAGCGGAGAUUAUCGUCAAUUAACCAAACAGUGUUACUAGUAUCUAUCAAAAGUAGUUAUCGAUGUAUGCAUUCAACGAAUACUAAGUGUCUAAAAUACACAGAAUCUCUCAACCUGAAGGCAAAACAUAGCACAAAUACUAAACUGCCUUCGUCCAAAGUCAAUACCAACCGGUGGUACAACACUGUGAAAAGCACAACGAUUUUCCUAUACAACCAACCUAUUGCCAGUAGCGAACGCCCUAGGAUUAGAACCACCCCGGAGAGAACAUCGCAACUGGUGGAGCCCAGUAACAGCUGACGGCCGCCGUGGAACAGGCCAGUGACAAUUGCCAGUUAUACGUAAAACUGUGACUGGCAAGUUCAAAACUCAUUACCAAAGUGAGAGCUUUUUUGUAGAGUUCUCCUCGAAUAACGCCAUGAAAAGUUGGUUCAAAUCGAAGGAAAGGACCCUGCAAGGAAAUGAGCGAACGAACAAUGUUGCUGAAAGUUCCAUCACCAGAGGCAGCACUGUCCAUCGGAAGCGUCGUUAAUCGUUUUCAGUUUAAAAAAAAAAUGCUAUCAAAGUUGAAGGGGGGCAAACUUCAAACGAAAAGUUGCGACAAAUGAAUGCGAGAAUGAGGCAAGUUCCGUUGAAUUUGUAAAACGUCGCACUCGUUGAUAGAUAUUGCGCGACUGAGUGACAUCGAAUGAAGGAAAAUGUAAUUUCUACGCAGAAAUGGAAAUAAGUGAAAUGAGGAAAAUGCUUUUCCAAGCUGCAAGAGAGUUGCCGCUGAUGUAAAGUGCUUUUGAAGUGGAAAAGUGUGGGAAAAAAAGUUGAUUUUACUUUGCACAGGAUAGGGAAAGUUGUCGGUCGUGAAAAUGAAACACUUCAUGAGAGUGUAUACAAAGGUGAAAAGUUAACGUCUAAGUGUCCAACGAUAAAGGAUUAAACCCGUUUAAGCAGAAAAUACUUGUGUCGUCAAGAUACUUGAAGAAGCAGAAGAAAAAAGCUCAUCAAGUCAACAAGAAUACCCUGGAAAAAAUAAGAAAAUCGCAACAACAAGUAGAACUCAAAAGCUGCUGGAAAACCUCGUCAGCAUCGCAGAUCCAAUGUGGGCACCCUUCGUCAGAGCACAACACUUCUGAGAAGGGCAUCGCUGGAUUUAAGAUGCUUGCUUUUGCCGCUUUGCUAGCUGUACACGCAGGGCUUGCUGGUUCGAUUCCAAGUGCACCGGAAAACAUCACCGUAACGUUCCUCACGCCGACCUCGGUUCGAGUUUCAUGGCAGACCUCGAUGGAUCCGCACACGAUGCCAGUUGACAAAUAUGACGUCACGUACAAGCCGACCGAUGCCAGUUACAGGGUUGUCGUAGUGGUGGCCGGAAACCGGGAAGCGGUGACCCUCGGUGGACUCUCGCCGGACACCCAGUACCAGCUGACGGUCGCGGCGGUCUGGAACGGGAAAAAGUACCGCAGCCGGCCAAUCGUAUUCAGAACGCUGGAGCCUCCCAGGACGUCGUUCCAGCAGGACUCCGGUGCGCUCGCUGGCAACAGUGGGCCACCGAUUUCGCCACAUGCCGACACUGCGCCCUCGCUGAGCGGGUUCGGGAUCUUCAGCGAUGAGUUCGGCAACAUCUCGACAAACUCAACCUCACGUAACGAACUUCCAACGAUCCGUGGCGUCGAGAUCGGUAUCGUAGUGUUAGUGUUAAUAGUGUGGGCUGGUGCGAUAGCGUUAUUUUUUAACCGAUGGGGUAAGAUCCGAAUGUUGCUUCCAUAUCAACCAGACUACAAGCAGGAACAGCUCAAAGUUCCUGGGACGGGCGUCUGUGCCAACGGUACCUGCAACGGGCAGCACUCACACCAGGAAAAUCAAACUGGACUGGAAGCUUUCGCCAAAAUGCACCUUCAACAGCCUUACCACCCCUGGCCGGAAGAGCCCUCGUCGGUCAUCUCGGAGCGGUGCACGCGGGCCCGCAUCAACUCGGCCAUUUUCGUGUCGUCCGAGGGCCGGGGCUUCGACUCGAUCGAGUUCAUCCGGCGGUACGGGUCGCAGUCGGUGCUGUGCCGGAAGGCGCGCAGUGCCGAAAACGUGUCCGCCUCCGAGCGACAGCGCCGAUUUUCAGAGUACCCCGAGUGGGAGUCGGAGGAGAACAAACAGUACGGCAAGAUGAACGGGUACGAGCACUGCGGACCGGACGGUGCCAGCAACACCAACGCGGAGCCCCGCCAGGACUCGAUAGAACUGGUCGAGUGCCACCGGGAGCCGGGAAGCUCCACAACGGCCAACCAACCGGUGACGGUGACUCCGGCGGUGGCGGUGUUGCCACUUCCGGUGGGUGGCAGCAGCAGCAGCAGCAGCAAAUGUUGUGCCAGUACCAGCGGAGGUUGCAACGGCAGCAGUAGCGGCGCCGGAGACUACGUCUGCCUCGAUGGCCACCACAGUAAAACCACGCCAAAGCUCUCGAAUCUGCCGACGCUGUCGGUGUCCGGUCCAUCGCCGCCGCACGAGGAGGAAUUUUUCCAAUACUCGCCACCGCUUGAAAAUGGCCCCGAAAAGGAACGCUACUAAAAAACGAUGGCUUUUCCUUAAGGUCGUUUGAUAAAUGAGAGAAAAAAAACUUGAACACUGAUACGAAGUCAUUUAAAUUUAGAAUUCAUUAAAGUAACACCGUUUGAAAAAUAAGAGCAUAAUUGAUGAUGAUGACAUGAGCACAAUUAAUCCGCUAAACUAAAUAUUAUUUAAUUUACCAAAACUUAAUAAACAGUUGACCAUAAAACGCCCCUCUUACCCUAUUUAAAUAUAUUUCCGGCGACACUUCUGAUUGGCAUUCGUUAUGGAAAGGGACGGACACACACAUUGCAUUCAAAUUGGCGGAACGAUUUACAGAGCACUUCAAUUAGCUAUUCCAGCCUCCGGAGGGGUUGACAUCCGGUGGCCAGAAUCUAGAAAGGUGAUUAGCAUAAAUGGGAUUUGAUCGGCAAAUUGGGUCUGUUAUUCAACAUCCCGGGAAGCUUCACAGUAGGU